UCUUCAUCAUCAUGCCUCUGCAGCCGGGUGAAGCUCUUCUCCUCCUCCUGGUUCUCCACAGCUCCACAUCGGACUACAGCUUUCCAGAUACACAGCAAGAACACGUGAUCAGAUCACAUCGAGACUUUUCCGUUGUUCACCCUGAGAAAGUGGAUGCGGACGGUUGCUUCAUCUCUCACACACUGUCACAUCAUUUUGUGAGCAGCAGGCGGCAACGGCGUGACCUGGAUGUACAUGACAGCAAGUGUGUGUAUUACAAACUGCACUUCAGUGGACGGGAUUUAACCCUCAACCUCACCAUCAACGACAACCUGCUGUCUCAUGGGUACGUGUUAGAGCGCAGAACAGAGAGCAGGAGUGAAACUGGGCCUGAGGUUCACAGGGAAAACCAGUGUCACCUCAUCGGCAUGGUAACAGACGGAGAUGUAAAGGGAACCGUCGCACUGAGCAGCUGUAACGGCCUGACAGGCAUGCUCUCUCUCCCUACCGGAGUGUUCCUGAUUGAACCUGUGCGAGGUCACACACCUACACUCACACACCCUCAGCAACCGCAUGUCAUCUAUCAUAACUCGGAGUGGCUGAGUGCCCGAGCUCGCCGCAGCACACAGCAUGAUGUCCAGAAUGCCUGCGGCGUCAAAGACAGUCCAGAGCACUCUAAGCAGACAGAACAUGAAAGGGAGCGCUGGGAGCGAGAGCAUCGCGGUCCAGACCAAGUUCGGAGUCGGCGUUCAGUGAGUACAGAGCGCUGGGUGGAGACGAUGGUGGUGGCCGACUCCAAAAUGCUGCAGUACCAUGGCAACAACAAUGUUGAGAACUAUAUCUUCACUGUCCUGAACAUGGUGGCAGGUAUUUACCAUGAUGCCAGUAUCGGCAAUGCGAUCCACAUUGUUCUCGUGCGACUCAUACUGCUGCAGUCAGAAGAGAAAGGUCUGAAGAUCGUCCAUCAUGCAGAUUCCACUCUGACCAGUUUCUGUAGCUGGCAGAAGAACCUGAACCCUCAGAGCGACACACAUCCUGCACACCACGACGUUGCUGUGCUCAUAACAAGGAAGGACAUCUGUGCAGGUAAGAACCAGCCAUGUGAAACACUCGGACUCUCUCACCUGUCUGGAAUGUGUCAACCUCACCGCUCCUGCAACAUCAACGAGGACUCGGGACUCCCUGUAGCCUUCACCAUCGCACAUGAGCUCGGACACAGUUUUGGGAUUCAGCAUGAUGGUCAGGGGAAUGACUGUGAGCUGGUGGGUCGUGCUCCCUUCAUCAUGUCUCGUCAGCUUCAGUACGACUCAUCACCUCUCACCUGGUCUACUUGCAGCAAACAGUACAUCACACACUUCCUUGAUCGUGGUUGGGGUUUUUGUUUAGAUGAUCGCCCAUCUAGGAAGGACAUGAUGAUGGCUCUUGUUGCCCCUGGGGUGAGGUACACUCGGCAGCACCAGUGUCAGAUGCAGUACGGACCCAAUGCCACUCUCUGUCCUGAAACUGAUAAUGUCUGUCAGAUUCUCUGGUGCUCAGUGGACGGUUCUUGUCGCUCCAAACUGGACGCACCCAUAGAUGGAACCAGGUGUGGGCCAAAGAAGUGGUGUAUCUCAGGUGAGUGUGUGGUGGUUGGGAAGUUACCUGAGACAGUGAAUGGUGGGUGGGGACAGUGGAGCACCUGGUCUCACUGCUCUCGCACCUGUGGUUCCGGCGUCCAAUCAGCAGAUAGAGAGUGUGACAAGCCGAAGCCAGCGUUUGGAGGGAAGUACUGUACAGGUGAGCGUAAGCGCUACAGGAUAUGUAACACUGUGCCGUGUGUUAAGAAGAAGCCGUCGUUUCGAGACAUGCAGUGCAGUGAGUUUGAUACGGUUCCGUACCACAACCAGCUGUACCAGUGGAUCCCCAUCAGCAGACACAGUAAUCCAUGUGAGUUGCACUGCAGGCCUGAUAAUGAGGAUUUCUCCGAAAGGAUGCUGGACGCUGUGACUGAUGGAACUCCAUGUUUCUCCAACAGCAGCAGGAGCAUCUGCAUCAAUGGUGUGUGCAAGGAGGUAGGCUGUGAUUAUGCAAUAAACUCAAAGGCUGAGGAGGAUCAGUGUGGUGUGUGUCUGGGUGAUGGUUCCAGCUGUGAGACACUGAAUGACACUUUCACACAAAGAGAAGGAUAUGGUUAUACAGACAUGGUACUGAUUCCUGAGGGAGCGAGGGAUAUAGUGAUACAGGAAGUGGAGGAAGCAGCAAACUUCCUUGCUGUGCGUGCAGCACAUUCUGAUAAACAUUACCUUAACGGCAAUUACAUCAUCCAGUGGAACGGUGAGUACCAAGUGGGCGGAGUCAAGUUUUACUAUGAACGCAGCGGCAAUUUGGAGAACCUCACAUCACCUGGGCCUACAACGGAACCCAUUAUAGUGCAGCUGCUGUUUCAGGAGACGAACCCUGGUGUACGGUACGGGUUCAUAGUGAAGAAGAACAGCUCAGCGGAGAACGAUCUGCUGGAGCCUCAGUACAUCUGGAAAUACGGAGCCUGGACUGAAUGUAGCGUCUCCUGUGGACAAGGUGAGCAGCAGCAGCCGGUGCGGUGUUUUCGAGCUGGUGUUGGAGUGGUGGAUGAGGAGCUGUGUGAUCUGAACUCUCGACCUGAUGACAGACAUCGCCGCUGUAAGAACAUGGAGUGUCCUGCCAGGUGGUGGGUAGGAGGAUGGCAGUCGUGUUCCGCCUCCUGCGGUUCUGAUGGAAUAAGAAAGCGCACAGUUCUGUGUGUUAGAACCGUGGCUGGAGAGGAGAGAGUGCUGCACCCUGGAGACUGCAAGAAACUUCCCAAACCCAAAGCAGCUCUGGCCUGCAACCGCAAUGUGACCUGUGGCUCAGCCUGGGCUGUGGGAAACUGGAGCCUGUGUUCUCUGACCUGUGGUGGAGGAGUGAAGUCUCGUAGCGUCAAGUGUGUCAUGGAACCCCAAAGCCACUGUGACCCCAUCACCCGACCUCGAUCCACAACCUUCUGUAACCUCCAGAGCUGCAUCAGAACCCGACCACAACCUUUGACCCCAACUCCAGCUCAUGAUCCUGAUGACCUCACGUCUGCUCCCACACCCUCACCAUUCACACCCACUGUGAACACUUCACACACUCCGAGUGUGUUACAUGAAGAUGAUCAGGACUUCAUCUUGGUUAAUAACAGCAGUGUAGAAGACGAAACACACAAGGGUGAGGAUGAGAAUGUGGAUGAGGAUGAGGAGGGCAGUACAGACCUGCCGCAGCCUACUGACAGAUCACUGUACACACCUGGCUAUGACUACAUCAUGGAGGACGAGAGAGAGGACAUGUUCAGUGUUCACACUCCUGUCAGCACUAUACACAGUCUUCAGACCACGACACAACCAAACGACGCAACAGCUACACACAUACUGAUUACAACAAAACCAGCUAGGACAAGAACAAUCACACACACACUUUUGACCACGACUACUGUACUGACCACUAAAGCAUCAUCACAAAAAAUAACUCACAGAACCUCCAAGGCCCAAGUGAGACCACACAGCCCCCCACAUACACAUACAGUGAGGAAGAAGAACAGACACACAGCCAGAAACCCCAGCAGAACCACAGAAACACCAAGAAGCAAGAACACAGGGGUGUUCUGGGUUGUGGGCAACUGGAGUGAGUGUUCUACUUCCUGUGGACUGGGAGCAGUGUGGAGGUCAGUUGUGUGUAGUUCUGGUCAGGAUUCUGACUGCAGCAGCACAGCAAAACCUGAACCUGCACAACACUGUAACCUUCAACCCUGUGCUGUAUGGAAAAAGUGUAUUGACGGCUGUGUCAGUGGUCUGAAGUACAGGGAUGUGCAGUGUGUGGAUUCUCAGAGUGGGCGAGUUCUGAGACCAUUUCACUGCUCAGAGCAACCAUCACCUCCUAUAGUGCAGUGGAAACACACACGCUGGGGACAGUGCUCUCAGAGUUGUGGAAGUGGAGUGAUGGAGCGCUCUGUGUUUUGUCCAGAACCUGGACGCUGUGACGCAAAUCUCAGACCUGAAAGCUCCGCCCCCUGUAAUUUUCAGCCGUGUGUGUCGUGGGCUACUGAACCCUGGCAGCAGUGUUCAAAGAGCUGUGGUGGAGGUGUACAGAAGCGAUUGAUAAGGUGUGUAAGUGAGGGAUCAGGAGAAGAGGUGAAGAGCUCACUGUGUCUGGAAAAUGACAAACCUGAGAGUUUCCGCACGUGUGGUGACGAGGAGUGCAGAGCUGAGAGAGUGUGUAAGAGAGACAGCAUGUCCACUGGCUUCUGCUCCACACUGAAGCUGCUCGGUCGCUGUGUCCUGAACUCCGUCCGUAAGCAGUGCUGCCUCACCUGUGCAAUCUCCCUGGGUGUUAUUAAAUGUGGUUACUGGGUGAGUCAGCUGUUGUAGAGUUCAUUAAUUAUCACUAAAGAGUUAGAUGAGAGUUAUUAGAUGUGGUUAAUGUGUUGAUUAGCGAGUUAAUGAGUAUGAAAUGUCACAGGUGUUGAUUAGUGUGUUAAUGAGUAAGGAUGAGGUGGUGCAGGUCAUCCCUCUCUGACCUUCCAAAAAGAACAGAACUUUUUCAUCCUGAAUUUUUUAUAAUGAAUCUUUUUUCAUUUC
This is a messenger RNA of Tachysurus vachellii, 4589 nucleotides long. RefSeq names its product ADAM metallopeptidase with thrombospondin type 1 motif, 12 (gene adamts12). The transcript is spliced from 25 exons. Gene Ontology annotation, cellular component: extracellular matrix. The record is from RefSeq and is a predicted model, not a curated record. Gene Ontology annotation, biological process: proteolysis; extracellular matrix organization. Bases 12 to 4379 code for a protein of 1455 amino acids. Gene Ontology annotation, molecular function: metalloendopeptidase activity. Lineage: Eukaryota; Metazoa; Chordata; Actinopteri; Siluriformes; Bagridae.